AUGUCAUUGAAGCGACCUGGAGAUACUCGUUGGAGUUCACAUUACGGUACUCUUGUCAACUUGAUACACUUAUAUUCUUCUAUUGUUGAUGUUCUUGAGUAUGUUGGGGAGAAUGGUCAUGACGAUUCAAUAAGGGCUGAAGCUGAUGAUGUGCUAGAAAUUAUAAAUAGUUUUGAGUUUGUCUUUGUGUUAUAUCUUAUGAAGCAAAUCUUGGGAAUCACACAUGAACUCUCCCAAGUGCUACAAAAGAAAGAUCAAGACAUUGUUAAUGCGAUGAAUCUUGUCAAGGUAGCAAAAUCACGUCUGCAAAUAAUGAGGGAAAAAGAUUGGGAUGUAUUGCUUGCUGAUGUUUCUAAGUUUUGUAGCAAAUAUGAACUGGAUGUGCUUGACAUGGAAGAUGAGUUUGUAGCUCGAAAAAAAGGAAGACGUAGAGCUGAGAAAAUGAAGAAUCUCCACUAUUAUCGAGUUGAGCUCUUUUGUUCUGUUAUUGACUUGCAAGCUCAAGAGUUGAAUCAACGUUUUGAUGAAGUCAACGCAGACUUAGUUUUAUGCAUGUCAUGUUUUGAUCCUAGGGAUUUAUUUUCUGCAUUUGAUUUGGAGAAGCUGCUUCGUCUUGCACGGUAUUAUCCUUCUGAAUUUUCUGAAGUUGCUUUGUCCGAGCUUAAAAGUCAACUUGAGAACUUUAUUUUCAAUGUGCGCAUAGAUGAAAAGUUUUCACAAAUAUCAGGAAUCAGUGGUCUUUCUCAAAAGAUGGUUUCUACAAGGAAACAUGAAGUUUUUCCAAUGGUUUAUUCAUUAGUUAAGUUGUCAUUGAUCUUACCAGUUGCCACUGCAUCAGUAGAAAGAGUCUUUUCAGCAAUGAAGAUCAUCAAGACUUCUCUACGUAAUAGCAUGGGAGACCAACUAUUGAAUGAUUGCUUAGUUCCUUACAUCGAAAAGGAUGUAACGGCGAUCUGA
Molecule: messenger RNA, 957 nt
Organism: Salvia splendens (bonfire salvia)
Lineage: Eukaryota; Viridiplantae; Streptophyta; Magnoliopsida; Lamiales; Lamiaceae
Product: zinc finger MYM-type protein 1-like
Exons: 2
Coding region: 1-957 (318 amino acids)
Molecular function (GO): protein dimerization activity
Source: RefSeq, a predicted model, not a curated record